AUGUCACAAAAACACCUGAAAGAAGCCUUCGUCAGCAACUUAAAUGGAACCAGUUUGCUGGAAAUUUCAGUAGGCUUGUCUCUAGCUCCCCUCUGCCUGCUUUGCAGGGGACUCCUCUUGAUUUUAUAUUAUGUGCACUAUGGGAAACCUUUACGUUCAAGGAAAUACAACCUGCUGCUAGACUUCCUUGUGCUAGUAUCUCCUCUCCUGUUCUCCUGUACAGUCUUGUCUCCAAUCAUCUUUUUCAUGCCAGCUAUCAUUGCAGCCUUCUGUGCUGGAAUAUUUUGGAAAAUAUACAGCCAAAGAAAGCAUGACACCAGAGUGCCUUUUAGGCAAAUUGUAAAAGACUUCCAGGAGACAUACUUGGAUCCAGAAUACAUUCCAGCAAUAACUGUGUUUCGCGUUUAUGUCAGCGUGUUGACAUCAAUCAGCAUUUUAGCGGUGGAUUUCCCACAGUAUCCAAGGCGAUAUGCCAAAACUGAGACCUAUGGAACAGGAGUUAUGGAUUUUGGGGUUGGAGCUUUUAUUUUUGGCAAUGCUCUCGUUUGCCCUGAAGUUAGACAAAAGUCUUACGUGGCACAACCCAAAUUUUCCAAUCUGGCCAGGCAGUUGUUUUCCGUUUGGCCGUUGAUUUUUCUUGGCGUUGGACGACUGCUUAGUGUUAAGUCUAUAGAGUAUCACGAACAUACUUCAGAGUAUGGCGUGCACUGGAAUUUUUUCUUUACCUUGGCAUUUGUGAGGCUUGCAGCAUCUCUACUUUUGGCCAUAUUUCCAAAAAAUAAUUCUUGGAUCGUUGCUAUAAAUCUCGCUGUACUUUAUCAGCUUAUUCUUAACACUACCUCUCUGAAGACGUUUAUCUUGCACGGGAGCAACGGCAGAGACACUAGGGUUGGCUUUUUAAACGCCAACAGGGAAGGACUGCUCUCUCUCUUUGGAUAUCUAGCCAUAUAUAUGGCGAGCGUCCAAGUGGGACUCUGUCUGCUGAAGUGCAGAAACUCAGUCAAAGGCUGGAUUGAAGCAGCGUGUCGCUCGCUGCUGACAGUUCUCGUGCUCUUCGUAUUUCUUCACGUGUCGCAAGCGUAUGCGGACCCUGUGUCCCGCCGGAUGGCUAACCUAUCCUACUGCAUAUGGGUGGUCGCUCACUGUCUGACUUUCUUUAUCUUUUUUGUAGUGACUGAUCUCACGUUGGUGUUCACAAAGCUGCUCGUGAAGGGCUCCAGCGUGCCCUGUUGCUGGAAUGUUGUAAAGGCCCCUAAUUCCAGCACAAAACGUGAGACAGAGGCCGUGCCUAUCGGAAGGGAAGGCAAGCUGUCGCACAUUUGCCUGAUUAGUGCUAUUAAUAAAAAUCAAUUACUGUUUUUCUUGCUAGCAAAUGUUAUGACCGGUACUGUGAAUAUACUGAUAGAUACAAUCCACAGCAAGACUGCAUUUACAUUAUGUAUACUACACUUGUAUAUGUUUUUUAACUGUUCAGUUAUGUAUAUAUUGCAUGCCAAAAAUAUAGUAUUAAAGUUUUGGUGA
Pelecanus crispus (Dalmatian pelican) is the source of this 1521-nucleotide messenger RNA. RefSeq names its product phosphatidylinositol glycan anchor biosynthesis class W (gene PIGW). Gene Ontology annotation, molecular function: glucosaminyl-phosphatidylinositol O-acyltransferase activity. Gene Ontology annotation, cellular component: endoplasmic reticulum; membrane. Gene Ontology annotation, biological process: GPI anchor biosynthetic process; protein localization to plasma membrane. The record is from RefSeq and is a predicted model, not a curated record. NCBI's taxonomy places the organism in Eukaryota, Metazoa, Chordata, Aves, Pelecaniformes, Pelecanidae.